Closterium sp. Yama58-4 is the source of this 1776-nucleotide messenger RNA. The record is from the annotation of a GenBank genome assembly. NCBI's taxonomy places the organism in Eukaryota, Viridiplantae, Streptophyta, Zygnematophyceae, Desmidiales, Closteriaceae.
AUGUUCAUCGGCUUCGUCACGGGAAUCGUCGUUUUAGCGGGGAUCAAAUACCUUCAGAGGAGGCGACAUGCGCAGCGCGUUCGCAAGAUGGUGGAUCUCGCGAUGAUGUCGUGCGUCAACAAGGAGGACCUGAGAAAGCUCAUACCCAAAGAGCUAUACCCCACCUGGGUGCAGUUUCCGGAGUUCGAGCGGGUCGAGUGGAUUAACUACUUCCUCCGUGAACUGUGGCCCAAGCUCAGAGAGGCGAUAUCAGGCGCGGUGAUGAUGCAGAUAGGGCCCGUGCUGGAGAGCUACCGUCCGCCCAUGAUCUCCUCGCUCAAGCUCACCAAGUUCAACCUCGGCCGCCUGGCCCCGCAGCUCGGAGGCAUAGACGUGGUGGAGACGAGGGCGGACGAGGUGGUGCUGCAUGUGGACUUCAACUGGGUGGGCGAUCCCUCCAUCAUCCUCUCCAUCAAGACGCUCGUCGGCGUCGCGCUGCAAGUGCAGGUGAAGAACCUUCAAAUAUGGGGAGUGUUUCGCGUGGCCCUCACGCCCCUCAUCCCCAGCAUCCCCUGCUUUGGCGCCGUCGUCUUUGCCUUCACCAAGAAGCCCGAGAUCAAGUUCAAGUUGAAGGUGGCGGGGGGUGACAUCGCAUCCGUGCCUGGCUUGGGCGAUGCCAUUGAUGAUCUGAUUCGAACAGCCAUCAUGGAUUCACUGGUCUGGCCGGUGCGCCAUGUCAUCCCCAUCGUGCCCGGCAACUAUGAGUACCUACAGAUGCGCACAGUGGGCGUGUUGGAGGUGAAGCUGGUGGAGGGCAGGGACCUGGUGAACCUGUCCCUGCUCGGCACCAUCGACCCCUACGCCACGCUCUUCGUGCGCCCCAUGCCCUCCCGCACCCGCCGCAGCCGCACCAUUGCCAACUCCGUGAACCCGCUGUGGAACCACUCGUUUGACUUCAAGGUGGAGGACCCGGAGACACAGAGACUCGUCAUCAAGGUGUGGGACGACCAGGAGCUGACAGCGUCUGUGCCCGUUGGGCAGGCGGCCAUUGUACUGGCGGAGCUUCCGCCACUGAAGCUGGUGGACCAGUGGGUGCCCGUGGUCAAGGACGUGGACGACCCCAAGGCUGACACCCGCCCCCGCGGCUCGCUGCAUCUGGAGCUGCUAUACCGCCCUGUGGACGAGAAUGGGGUGCUGCUCGCCCCGACCUACUUCACCCCGCCAGCGCCCAAGACACUCCAAGAGGCAGCAGCAGCAGCCAACGCUGCAGAGGCACGGAAAAUGCGGCAGGCGGGCGUGGGAUUCCUGAGCCCAAUCAAGGCGCAGCAGCAGGAGGAGGGCGAGGGGGUGGAUGAUGUGCCGGCGAUGGCUCUGGGUGGGGAUCAGGGGGGGUUGGGAGUGGAGGACGGGGACAAGAAGUACUUGAGAGGCGUGCUGCAGGUGGUGCUGCUGUCGGGGCGUGAGCUCAUGGCGUGUGAUAUGAAUGGGCUCAGUGACCCGUUUGCUGUGCUUGAGCUGCAGCUGGGGGGGCAGAGGAGGAAGUCACGGGUGGUGAAGAAGACGUUGGAGCCGGAGUGGAAUGAGAACUUUGAGUUCCUCGUGGAGGACGGCAAGCAUGACAUGCUCGUGGUGGGGCUCUUCGACCAUGACCUGCUCGGCAAGAAGGAUAACAUGGGUCGGUUGGGAGUGAGUCUGACAAGAGUAAUGAUGGAGGGGCAUAUUGAGAACGAGUUCCAACUAAUGGAUGUGCCUCACGGAUGGUUAAAGCUGAAGCUAACAUGGAAGCCUGUACCAUAG